Molecule: messenger RNA, 816 nt
Organism: Pyricularia oryzae 70-15
Lineage: Eukaryota; Fungi; Ascomycota; Sordariomycetes; Magnaporthales; Pyriculariaceae
Exons: 3
Coding region: 1-786 (261 amino acids)
Source: RefSeq, a predicted model, not a curated record
AUGAGUGGAGCGACAUCUCUUGUGAAUUGUUUAUAUUUGUCCAAGCUCAACGGCCUCGUCUCCAUGCCGGCUUACUGCAUCGCCACCGGCCUCGCCAAAGCCUCUGUGAUACUCUACCUCCUCAACUUCACCACGACCGCCAGCCCCCGCGCAAUCCGAAUCAUUGCCUACGCCACAUUGGUCCUGUCGAUCAUCCAGUGUCUAAUUCUUGCCGGCGGCACAAUGGCCUGCGCGGCAAGUCUCCGGGGUCUCCUAGACCUGUUCGGAACGGGCAUCUCCGACCUGCCCACGUGCACCAGGCUUGGUGAGAUUUGGGUCUCAACCGCCAUGAUCAAUUCGUUCACGGACCUGGUGAUAUUGCUGCUUCCUGUGUGGAUACUCCGGCCCCUGCAAGUGGGCAGGGCAAAAAAGAUUGGGGUGCUUGCUAUCCUGAUGGCGGGUGGUUUCGUCGUAGAGCUCUGGGCAGGGAUCGUCUGCGCGUGCCUCCCGGCCCUCCGCCCGUUCUGCAGGCACAUGUGCGGUCUGGUACACGAGAGAACGACACGGACUGGAGGAACCACUUCUGAUGCUUCAGGACGGCGGAGCGGCCUGCACUUUCACAAGUACACGCGACAGACGGAGAUGGAGCUUUCGGCAACCACCAACAACGCGCCGCAUAGACCUCCCAGUCGGGAAUCGUCAAGGCCGAUACAGGGGGUUGUUCGACCUCCAUCGCCCAGCUUGUCUGGCGGCUCGAGGAUAAGAUCUCAAGACAUGGAACAGAGGUCGAUCGAUGAGCAUGUAUAAAAAAUAAUAAUCGUACAUUUUUAAUAAUAC